CACAUGCACACGCAUACACAGAGCUCCGGAGAACUUCUGUCCUAUAUGCGGAUUAUCUGUGACAUCCUCCCAGAUGUUUGGACACCAGGAAGCACUGCUUGACUUUUACGCACAAAUCUUUUCUUUUCUAAAUGUGAUUUGAGUCAACCCAAAGACAGAAGACGCGUUUAUGGCCACUAUACGGAAAGUUUUAAAGAGUGUAGAAUGGAUAUUUUUCUUUACAGUAUGACUUCUGAACAUCAAAAAACAGGUAUAACGUGGAAAAAAAGGAAGGAUGGAAAUCAGGUUUUUACCGCAGACUGGUUGUUCCGUUAGUCUGAUCAGAUGGCAUGGAUAAAGCGACGCUCAUCAAGGGAAAGGGCGCUUGAAAACAUACCAGGAGAUGACAUCAAAUAUUACUUAAAGUGACUAAAAGUUAUGGAGCCGACCAAGCCGAUUAACACCACCAAUGACAGUUUUAUUACUGCUGCAUCCACCAAGGAUGGGAUCACAGAGAGUCUCGCUUAUCAGAUAAGUCUGGCGGUAGUUCUCUCCGUCUUCACCCUCGCCACAACUUUAUCCAACGCUUUCGUCAUCGCAACAAUCUCCCAGUCAAAGAAGCUGCAAACUCCAGCGAACUUUCUUAUCGCGUCUCUGGCCAUCACGGACCUGCUGGUGUCCAUCCUGGUGAUGCCAAUCUGCGUCCUGUACACCGUCAUCCACACCUGGACUCUGGGGCAGAUCGUGUGCGACAUCUGGCUUUCUUCAGACAUUACAUGCUGCACUGCAUCCAUACUCCAUCUGUGCGUAAUCGCUUUGGAUAGGUACUGGGCCAUCACAGAUGCAGUGGAGUACUCCAAAAAGCGCACGCCCGGGCGAGCGGCAGGGAUGGUAGCCACAGCCUGGGUCAUCGCCAUUUCCAUCUCCCUGCCGCCGCUUUUCUGGAGGCAGGUGAAGGCGGAGGAGCUGACCAGCUGCAGCGUCAACACGGAUCAUAUCUUCUACACUAUCUACUCCACCUUUGGGGCUUUCUACAUCCCCACCCUGCUGCUGAUUGUUCUCUAUGGAAGGAUUUACGUUGAGGCUCGGAAGCGGAUCCUGAAGCAGUCCCCAAAGAAAGUGGGGAAGAGACUCACCUCCGCGCACCUGGUCACCAACUCCCCUGGAUCUGUAACAUCCACAGCCUCACUACAGUGCGGGAGGCACGACCCUCCGUCCAGCGACACCGGCUCUUCAACGAGCGAGAACCAGGUGAAAGUAACAGUGUCUGACGCGCUGUUGGAGAAAAAGCGCAUCUCAGCAGCCAGGGAGAGAAAAGCGACGAAGACUUUGGGGAUAAUCCUCGGCGCUUACAUCGUCUGCUGGCUGCCGUUUUUUAUUUACACACUUGUGGUGGCCACAUGUGACACGUGCUUUAACCCUGAGUUGUUUGACUUUUUCACCUGGUUGGGAUACCUGAACUCCCUCAUAAACCCCAUCAUUUACACCAUGGCAAACGAGGACUUCAAGAAGGCUUUCCAUAAACUUGUGUGCUUCAGAUGCUGCAGGUCGUGAAAAGGGGUUUUUCUUUAGUCUCUAAUUUGAGCUACUGAUGCGUUUAUUUUUGGAUAUGGAAAGCUAAAAAAUGAGUGAGAAUAUGGGGAGGAUACAUGCCACCCAUUUUUAUAAUUUUUGAGACUAAGCUUUAAGUUAUGAAAGCAGAAUUUAAAAAAAAUGUCCAUUAUGGUUAUUAAAUCCAGUGAGGAAAUUGAAAAUGCCACUUUUUAAUCUACCAAAUGUGAAAAUGAAGUGUGAAAUUUUGUGAUCACCUAUUGUCUGCAUUAAAAAAAGUGCUGAUUAGCUUUGUUACAUCCAAAAUUCAGUGAUGGGUUGUUACUAUUCUCUGUAAACUCCCUCUUGGACUGGCAAGUCAGACCAAUGCAUCGCACGUUAUUCCCAAGCCACACUGACCCAUUAAUAAGUAAGCAGCAGAGAUCACGGACAUCUGAAACGAGAAGUCAAAAGUAUACAAAUCUGGCAGAAUACCCAAGGCUCCUUUUUCCACUGUGUGCACAAACAAGAUAGCUCUAUUUUUAAAUGUCAGCAGUGUGUAUUCUCUGAGAAAUGGUGACAAUGGGAUAUAUUUUUAUUAUGGCACAUGGACCACUUGCUGCUCCUCUGUGUGGUUUCCCCCUUUUUUUUAGGGUGCACACUCUGAAAGAAAAUGUUCAUAUCAGAGUCAAACAAAGAAACUGUGUCUGAUAUUUACACUGAGGAGCUGAAGGAUGAUCGUCAGUUCAAUUUAACAGAACAAACAGCACCUUGUUUUACUGUGUGUGGCUCUGUUUGCUGCUCCAUUAAAUCUGUAUGUAGAGUAUGUGAUGUUCAUGCGUGAUAAAGGUUACCAUCCUAUGAUUAUAGCCACAGAGUUAAAUAGUAGAGGCUGCCCUGCAGGGCUGUAACAAUAAUGCUUAGGAUGUGACAGCAUUAUAUGAAACAAAGGUUUGUUGUUCAGGAAAUGAUAUGUUCAGAUUCAGAGAUGCUGUGCAAUAAAGGCUUUAAAUUAUUUAUUUUG
This is a messenger RNA of Notolabrus celidotus (New Zealand spotty), 2533 nucleotides long. RefSeq names its product 5-hydroxytryptamine (serotonin) receptor 1B (gene htr1b). Lineage: Eukaryota; Metazoa; Chordata; Actinopteri; Labriformes; Labridae. The record is from RefSeq and is a predicted model, not a curated record. Gene Ontology annotation, molecular function: G protein-coupled serotonin receptor activity. Gene Ontology annotation, cellular component: plasma membrane. Gene Ontology annotation, biological process: vasoconstriction; adenylate cyclase-activating adrenergic receptor signaling pathway; bone remodeling. The transcript has a single exon. The coding region runs from base 418 to 1533 and encodes 371 amino acids.